Closterium sp. NIES-67 is the source of this 2965-nucleotide messenger RNA. The record is from the annotation of a GenBank genome assembly. NCBI's taxonomy places the organism in Eukaryota, Viridiplantae, Streptophyta, Zygnematophyceae, Desmidiales, Closteriaceae.
AGUGAAGGACGGGGAGGAGGUUGAGGAGGACGAGGAAGUAGAGGGAGAGGAAGAUGAGGAGAGAGGGGAACGGGCCGGAGGGGGGAAGGGGGAGAAGGAAGGUGAAGCAGAGGAGGAGGAGGGAAGUGCGGGAAAGGAUGAGGUGAAGGCAGGGGAAGAAGGUGGGGAAAGAGGGAGCUUGGUCGGCGAGAUGGAUGAGGGAGAGAAGGGACCGCUUGAGAAGGGAGGAGGGAAAGGUGAGGCCCGGGAGGAGGGGAAAAUGGAGCUUGGUAAAGCGUUGGAGUGUGUGGAUCUGAGUGGGCUUGAGAAUGAUGAGGAGGGGGAGGAAGAAGAGGAGGAGGAAGAGGAGGAAGAGGAGGAGGAAGAGGAGGAGGAAGAGGAGGAGGAAUUGGUAGGUGAAGUGGAGGAGGGGAAGAAGGGAGGGAAGGGAGAGAAGGGAGGAGGAAGCAAAGGGAUGUUGGAGGGUGACCCAGAGACAGAGUGCCUGGAUUUGAGUCGGCCUAAAAAUGCUUCCUAUGUUAAAACCGUGAGUAAUGAGAUGACUUUUGAGGCGCCUCAAAAGGCGUUGGAGCAUGGCAAGGAGACGGAGUGUGUGGAUCUGAGUGGUUCUGAAGAUGAAGAGGAAGAGGGGGAGAAAGUGGAGGCGCAAGAGGAGAAGGAUGAGAGUCGGGAGAAGGAAAGGGAAGCGGGUGGUCGAAGUGGAGGGAAAUUUGGCAGAAGAGAACUUGAUAUUGUGUCCGGUCGAUACUUGCCAGCUCAGCAUUUGCCAGGUCACCAUGUGCCAGCUCAUCACGGGCAAGAGAGCACUCUGCUGCAACCACGUGUACAUAGACCAGGGAGGGAGGAAGAGGCAGCAGAGAAGUUGAAAGGUGUGGGAGGUAGAGGGAGAAGGCAUGCUGAGGAGGCAGGUGUUAAGAGGCGAAGAGAGUUGGGCGGGCGACAUUUCACCGACAGGCAGGGAAUGGAGGGGUGGCACACGGAGGAGCAGGAUGAGGCAGGAAGUCAAGGAGGGGAAGGGAGGGAUGGCGCAGCGCCGCUUGGUGGUGACGAGGCGAGGGUGAAAAGGCGAGGCAUGCGAUAUUUCACAGCGAGGCAGGGCACAGAGAGGUGGCUCACAGCAGAGCAGGAUGACAGGGAACAGAAGGAUGGGGAAAAGAGGGAGGGUGCACCACGGCAUGAUGCAGCAGACGAGGCGAGACCCGAAAAACGGAAGUGCAAUGAUGAUGAUGCCGAUGAUGCUGAUGAUGAUGCUGAUGAUGAGCACGGGCGGUCGCUGGGAGCUAAGGAUGUGCAGGGAGCAGAGGAGGGGCAGGGAGCAGAGGACGUGCAGGAGGUGCGCGUGCGUCUAGAUGUGCCGCAGGUCGGAGGCUCGCACCAUACGUUGGGCCCAACUCAAGGGGAACAGGAGGGACAGGGGGGCAGGGGGGACAGGGGGAGCAAGGAUCAGAGGCAGCGACUGAGGUGCGUGUGAGUCCGGAUGUGGUGGAGGUUGAAGGGACGCAUCGUAUCACCCUCAGCAGCGGCAGUGAGGGGAGCGGAGAGAGAGCAGGGAAAGCGGUGGGGGAAGAGAGCGAGGGGAGUGAGGGGAGUGAGGGGCAAGUGAAGAGCCAGGAGAGCAGAGGAGAGGAUGCCAGCAGUGGCUCUGACUCUGAGUUGGAGAGGGAGGAGAGGAGAGAGGUGGGGGAAAGGAGAGGUAGGGAGGGAGGAGAUAAGGCGAGUCCAAAAGAGAGGUGGAGAGGCGAGAAGAGAAGGGAGGGGCAAGAAGAGGCAGCUGAACGUGCAUUGAGACAGAGGAAGAAGCAACAGCGGAGGAGGGAGCAGCAAUGGAAGGAGCAGCAGCAGUUAGGCAGAUCCUUGAGGGAGAAGCAACGCUGGGACAGGGAGCGCAAGGGGAAGCACGUCCUUUCAGGGUCGCCCCGAUUCCACUCCCCUUCGCUUGUGUCAUUUGGCAUGCAGUCACUCUCGCUUCAAUCACCCUCACCUGCCCAUCCGUCACUCCCUAUACAGUCACAUGUGCAGCGCUGGCUACAGUCACCUCCAGGGCACCGGCCACAGUCACCCCCUGCCCCCACCCGCCCCUCCCCUGCCCCAUGGGAGACCUGCCAAACUCACUUCUCUCCUGCUACAUCCGAACCCCGCCGCUCUCACCCCGUCCUCCCUCCCACUCCUCUCAUCCCCCUCACUCUUCUGCUGCAUCCCAGCCACGCCGUGCCCACCCCUCUCACCUCCCUCACCCCUCUCACCUCCCUCACCCCUCUCACCCCCCUCACUCCUCUGCUGCUGCAUCCGAGCCACGCCAUGCCCACCCCUCUCACCUCCCUCACCCCUCUGCUGCUGCAUCAGAGCCGCGGCGCUCGUCUCGGGUGUGCGAGAGGGAUGAGCAGAAGCAGCGGCAGCUGGCAGAGAUACGGCGAGAGAUGAGCAAGGGUGUGAAGAAACGGCUGCAUGACUUGCUGGAUGUUGAGUGACCGCUGUGAGUUGCAGACACAGCUGCGAGAAUAUGGGAUUGAUAUGGAUGACAGGUGGCCAGGGCAUGGACUGGCUCUCUCAGCAGCAGCAGCAGCAGCAGCAGCAGCAGCAGCAGCAGCAGCAGCAGCAACAGCGGCAGCAGCAGCAGCGGCGGCGGCAGCGUCUGUAGUGGAGGGGAUCUAGGAGACGGCUGUGCAUGCAAGGAGCGGUCGGAGGAACGAGUGGGAGGAAGAACAGUGCGGGGAGAAGGCGAGAGAUGGGCAAGGAGGAUGUGAGGAAACGGCUGGAUGGCUGGCCAGCUGGAGUGAUUGUGGCGUGAGACAUCUGAUCUGAACUGAGCUCAAGACUGUAGGAGCAGCUUGCCUAUUUUCCCCUUAGUGAAUAAACUACUGCAUGGGUUGGGCCGGGUCAAAUUGCCUGGUAGUACUGGUACUAGCUCCAAACUUUGAGACAAAUGGUGCAUUAGCAAUAGAGCAUGCAGAACAUUCCAAUAGCC